Messenger RNA from Impatiens glandulifera, 3234 nucleotides. RefSeq names its product protein ARABIDILLO 1-like. Gene Ontology annotation, molecular function: protein binding. The record is from RefSeq and is a predicted model, not a curated record. The transcript is spliced from 12 exons. Lineage: Eukaryota; Viridiplantae; Streptophyta; Magnoliopsida; Ericales; Balsaminaceae. The coding region runs from base 192 to 2939 and encodes 915 amino acids.
UAUAUCUUUGUGGGUUUAUGAAAAGCAUUAUAAACAAAGAGAGAAACCUAAACCACCGUUUUCUUGCAUGUGAAUUUUACUAUCCAACCAUCAUCACUUCUUCAUUUUUCCUUUUAUAAAAAACCCAAAUCCAGAGUCAUUUUGCUUGAAUGAUUUCUGGGUUGGAGAGAGUUUGAUCGAUUGAUUAAGAUAUGAGUCGAAGGGUUAGCCGGAGGAGAGGGAAGGGUAAAGAGGUUUUGCCUAGCUACCCAGAAAAUGAAGAAGGCGAUUUACCUUGGGAUAAGCAGAACCAGAAUCAAUGGCUGGAUUGGACUAUGCUACCCGAUGAUACAGUUAUUCAGCUGUUUUCUUGUCUCAAUUAUCGGGAUAGGGCGAGUCUCUCAUCAACUUGCAGGACAUGGCGGACUUUAGGUACUUCUCCAUGUUUAUGGCAGUCCCUAGAUCUUCGAGCUCACAAUUGCGAUGUCAAUGGAGCCGAUUCCCUUUCAUCUAGAUGUUCUUCCCUGCAGAAGCUCCGAUUUCGAGGGGCAGAUUCAGCAGAUGCUAUAAUUAAUCUCCGAGCUACGAAUUUGAAGGAAAUAUGUGGGGAUGGUUGUGGGAAAAUCGUUGAUGCUACUCUGUCAGUUAUUGCUGCUCGUCAUGAGGCACUUGAAAGCCUACAACUUGGCCCUGAAUUCUGUGAGAAAAUCAGCAGUGGUGCAAUCAAAGCCAUUGCUAAAUGCUGUCCUAAGCUUAGAAAACUGCGGCUUUCAGGUUUAAGGGAUGUGGAUGAACAUGCCCUAAGUGGUUUGGCAAAGCAUUGCAAAGAUUUGGUUGAUGUUGGGUUUAUAGAUUGCCAAAACUUGGAUGAGGUAGCUUUAGGACGUAUUACAUCAAUUCGGUUUCUUUCUGUUGCAGGAAUAUCAGACAUGGAUUGGACUGCUGUUUCUGAGCAUUGGACUAAAUUGCCCAACUUGAUCGGUUUGGAUGUUUCAAGAACAUUUAUUACUCCUAAUGCUGCCUCUAGGUUGCUGUUGUCUUCAAAAAGUUUGAAGGUCUUGUGUGCCUUGAAUUGCACGACCAUUAAAGAGGAUGCUAACUUUCCCCCCAACUUAAAGAAGGGUACAUUGCUGUUAACCCUUUCCUCUGACAUUUUCAAAGCUUUAGCUUCUCUAUUUGGGAAUGUUCUAAACAAAGAGAGAGAUGUUUUAUCUUAUUGGAGGAGUUCAACGGACAAGGAUAAGAAUGUUGAUGAUAUCAUGACUUGGGUUGAAUGGGUCAUGUCUCAUUCGCUUCUCCGAAUAGCUGAAUCAAAUUCUCAGGGUUUGGACAAUUUCUGGAUAAAUCAGGGUGCAGCAUUGUUGCUCAAUUUUCUAGAAAGUUCACAAGAUGAUGUCAAAGAAAAGGCUGCCACAGGACUUGCUACUUUUGUAGUCACCGAUGAUGAAAAUACUAAUAUUGACGGUAGAAGAGCUGAAGCAGUUUUGAGUGGUGGAGGAAUAAGCCUCCUUUUAAAUCUUGCGAGAUCUUGGAGGGAUGGGUUUCAAUCAGAAGCAGCAAAGGCUAUAGCCAACUUGUCUGUCAACCCUAGUGUUGCAAAAGCUGUUGCAGAUCAAGGAGGGAUAAGUCUCCUUGCAAGUAUGGCGCGGUCUAUGAAUAGAGUGGUUGCUGAAGAGGCCGCAGGAGGAUUAUGGAAUUUGUCAGUUGGGGAAGAGCACAAGGGUGUUAUUGCUGCGACCGGCGGUAUAGAAGCUUUAGUUGGUCUUAUUUUCAAAUGGCCUUCUGGUGGAGAUGGAGUGCUGGAACGUGCUGCUGGUGCAUUGGCAAACUUGGCAGCCGAUGACAAGUGUAGCAUAGAGGUUGCAGAAGUUGGUGGUGUACAUGCCUUGGUGAUGUUGGCUCGUAAUUGUAAGACGGAGGGAGUACAGGAACAGGCUGCACGUGCACUAGCCAAUAUGGCAGCCCAUGGAGAUACCAAUCAUAACAACGCUACUGUUGGACUGGAAGCAGGUUCCAUUGAAGCACUUGUGCAACUCACCCGCUCACCCCAUGAAGGAGUCAGGCAAGAAGCUGCUGGUGCACUUUGGAACUUGUCAUUUGAUGAUAGAAAUCGAGAAUCAAUUUCAACAGCUGGGGGCAUUGAAGCCUUGGUUGCUCUUGCAAACUCCAGUUCAAAUGCCUCACCAAGUCUUCAGGAGAGGGCUGCUGGAGCUUUGUGGGGACUGUCUGUAUCAGAGGCAAAUAGUAUUGCUAUUGGACAAGAAGGAGGUGUGGCACCGUUAAUAGCACUUGCACGCUCCGAAACUGAAGAUGUACAUGAGACUGCAGCAGGAGCUCUUUGGAAUCUUGCUUUUAACUCAGGCAAUGCUCUUCGUAUAGUGGAGGAGGGUGGUGUUCCCACACUUGUGCAUCUUUGCUCAUCAUCUGGAUCUAAAAUGGCACGGUUUAUGGCUGCAUUAGCAUUGGCCUACAUGUUUGAUCGAAGAAUUGGUGAACAAUCAUUGGUGGGAAGUUCAUCUGAUAACACAUCCAAAAGUGUGAACUUGGAUGGUUCUAGGAGGAUUGCUUUGAAACAUAUUGAAGCAUUUGUCCUUAGUUUUGCUGAUUCCUCAAUGUUUCACGCGGCUUCUGUGUCUUCAGCACCUGCGGCUUUGUCAAGAAUAACAGAGUCUGCCCGCAUUCUAGAGGCAGGUCAUCUGAGAUGCAGUGGGUGUGAGAUUGGACGAUUUGUCACCAUGCUGCGGAAUCCUUCAUCUGUUCUCAAGGCAUGUGCUGCAUUUGCACUACUACAGUUCACAAUGCCAGGUGGCCGUCACGCAAUGCACCAUGUCAACCUUCUACAGAAUGCGGGGGCAUCGCGAAUAUUGCGCGGAGCAGCUGCAUCUACAAACGCACCCCUUGAAGCCAAAAUCUUUGCAAAAAUUGUACUUCGGAAUCUAGAGCAUCACGUCUCGCUAUGAAGGUGGUCAAGUGGAACUAAAAAACCUCUUUUGUUUUCUUUUGUUAUAUAGCCUGCAUAUGAAGAAUCAAAAUACAUUCUAUAUGCAAGCAUGGAACGCCUUCCCUUUUGAAAUCAUUUUGUUGUUAUAUCAUGAAGAUUGUUGUAAAAAAUUUCUUCUCUCUUUUGUGACCAAUGAAUGGUUCAAAAAUCACUCUCUCACAUCUCUUUCUAUUGUCAGAUUGUUGGGAUUCAUUCUUCUUGUUAAGAAGAGAAUGUACUUUGAAAUAGCUAAAGCUACAAGCCUUGUUGCACUU